AUGGCUUCGUUCGGCCAGGUGCCCGACUUCAUGGUGCGAGACCAUUUCGUAGACAAUCAGCUGAAGGCGGAUCUGCUCGCGGAGUUGGGCCAAGAGAGGCUCGCAGCAUUUCAGGAUGGCGCACUCCGAGGCACCGUAAACUCUGGAACCGGCUUCGCCACCUGGGUAAAUUUGCCAAGGCGGCUUGCUGAAGAGAUUCGUGCAUUGACAACCGGGAAUACCUGUCCAGUGGGUCCCGGCGACGGCCAUGUGUCUGUCCCAGCUAUGAUGAGCAUAGGCGAUGUUGAGAACCAUCGCGACUCCUGGGGUGGCCGUUGCAACUCCGAAGUUCACAGCCAUACUGUUAUGGUGUGGCUGCAAGGUGCAGGCUCCCAGCUCAUCCUUCGAAGCGACAGUCAGUGCCACAUCGUGGAAGCCUUGCCCGGAAGACUGGUGGCCUUCUCCAAUCGCGUGUACUCACAUUCAGUGAGACAGGGAAUCCCCGGGACAGCCCGGGUAAUGAUCGGACCCAUGGCCUGGCACAGCUCCGGCAGUUUUCAGCCCGUGAUGGCGAUGGAGUUCGAGCAGCCACAGAACUGUCAAGAGUGGACGCUUUGCUGCUGCGUGAUGUGCGGCUUUUUCUGCAUUGCAUCUGUGGGCCAGUGCUGCUUGCUUCCUGUACUUCUUCGGGCAGCUCUUGGAGCUGUUCGUGGCGCACUUGCAGGAGCUGUCUUGGCGCCUGCCUACUCUUUGGCCUUUGCUGUGACCGCGCUAGUGUGGACGCCACGGGUCUUGUGCCGGAGUUGCAAGGCGCUUCGCACUGAAUCCUGUUGUAUGGCGCUCUUGUCGCUGUUGCUUCUUCCCCUUCGUGCUCCCGUGAUGCUGGCUCUGUCACUUCCAGCCAUCUUCCUGGUCACGAUCAGUUGGGUCGCGAUGUCUGCAGCCUUCUACCCAGAGUACAGCUGUUGGCAUCUAGCAGUCGGAGGUGUCUGUGCAGCGGAUGAUGAGGAAGAGUCCAGUGUAAUAGAGCUUCUGCAGAACAUGUUGGGAGACAUUUGGAGAUAUCACCGUGACUUUGACUUUUCCCCCUGGGAUGCCAGUCCUCGACCUUCACCUGUGGUGAUCGGAGCAAGCGAAGAACAGGACCACAGCACUGAUCCUGCAACUUCCGUGUCCUUACGGACCUGGAGGCAUCUCGUAGGCGAGUUCAGCAUGAAGGAUGUUUGGGACGCCUGCUUGAAGCGCGCAGUCACCCUUGGCGUGGAACUUCAUGCAGCAGGACGGAUCUCCACAGAUGAUCUGGAAGGGAUGGAGCCAUUCCUUUUCCUGGGACUUCCGGCAGUGGCUGUUGUCCAGUUGGUGCGGCGAUCAGCAGACAAGAGUGGCCUCGUUUUCGACGAAGACAGGAUGACAGUCACUUCUUCCAAUCGACCACACAAUGCGUUUGCAGACGGUAUCUGGCAUUCUGCAAUGCGUGCCAAGCGAGCCUUGAUAGAGUCACUGGACCACCGGUCUUUGAACGACGUGGACGUGGAGUUCUUGGAGCUUGCAGCUCUCAAUCGUCCUUCGACAGACCUGUCACGACUGGAUCUGGACAUGGCGCGGAAGCAGCAACUGAACGCCGUGGUGACAGCCGCAGUUGAGCUGGCCAUCUUCGCCUCACGCUCAGCUCAGUUCAAAGCCUCUAUGGGCUCCGUACUUCAAGAGAUAGUUGCGAGUAAAUCAAUCUUGCAUCUGACCCUCGCAGCGGUUCAGAUAGGCACAGCAGAGCGCGGCAAGCACACAGAUCCCAGCACUCCAGAGCCAAGGCCGGGCUUCUACCGAGGCGCAACCCCUGGGACGCCGGGCUUCGCACUCAGCUACGAGAGGCCCUCGGAGAUAAAGUGGGGUGUCAUCGAUCCUGUUUCCGGAAGGAACAUCACGCAGUUCCGUGGUGAUCAACCGCAGCGAAUUGCAGCUUUGGCUGCCAAGCACCUUCGUCAGGCACCUCAGAGAGUGAGCACACCGGGAAAGAAGGUGGAGAUUAGGGACCAGCUCCUGGCGGAAAAAUGCCGCUGCCAAAGUUUUGCAGACGGCUGCAUCGAGCUCCAGUUGGUGAUUACCACUGAGAUCUUGCGUUCCUCAUUGAGCUCUGCUCUGGCUUUGGAGGCUUUGCAGGGCCUUCACGGCAUCGCCAAGGAGAGCGCAGGAGAUCCAAAGGUCUGGUCGGCAGUGGAGGCUGAAGUUUGGGAUAGCUUAAAUCAGCCAUUGCGAGAUGUUCAAGAUUUGGCCACUUCAGUCCUCAUGGCAGCUGCUGGCGCUGGCAGGUCUGGAACGCGAGAGGAAGUCUUGGAGCGUCUCGAAAGUCAAGAUGAGCGCUCCAGGCUCGUUGCUGUGCAGAUGCUGGGCAUCAUGGGUGAUGCAUCAGCAGACGCGCUGAGGCGGCGGCUUUUAGACCCGAGCGAUACGGUGCGGGCAGCGGCGGCAGAGGCGUUGGCUUCUCGCCCGGAGUUCCUGGAUCAAGCGGCCAGGUUCGCUUUAAGCGCCUUGCUCCAUGACCGGAGUGCUCUGGUUCGGACGGCGGCCAUGCGCGGCCUCGCCCGCUUCGUCUCAAUGAGCGGAUGUCCUGUUUGUGCUCCAGCAGGCGACUCUCAAGAAUACGCAGAUAGGCUGGAAUUCGCUUUUCUCGCAGUCUUAGCACGCCUUCAGCACCCUGAUCCGUCGGUGCGCAGCUCUGUGGCUGGUGCCGCGGGUGCUGUGCUCAAUGCUGCAGCGCGGCGUCGCUGCGAACGCUGCAAUGGCCGACGUCGCCCGGAGGCGGCAGAGGAGACGAGCUUUGCCACCAUGGCUGCUCAAGCCCUCUCCGCUUGUUUGGCCGAUGAAUGUGCUGCAGUACGUGCGUUGGCAUUGCAAGCCUUGGCAGAGUUUCAUGGAGGGAACGGGAAAGAUAGAAAGAUCAUGGCACCGGAGCUCUCUGCACUCAAGAAUCAGGUGGCCCCUUGCCUAAAGCACAUGGACGCCGGAGUCCGUGUCGCAGCCACACGUGCCACUGUUCGCCUUGUACAGAAUGGCGACAGGGAGUCGAUCCAGGUUCUUCAACGGCUGGUGCAGAAAGACACCGACAUCAGUGUCCGGACGGCAGCGAAAAAUGCUCUGCUGGCGCUGGGGGUGGACCCCUUUUAA
Molecule: messenger RNA, 3141 nt
Organism: Symbiodinium necroappetens
Lineage: Eukaryota; Dinophyceae; Suessiales; Symbiodiniaceae
Source: the annotation of a GenBank genome assembly